Branchiostoma belcheri (Belcher's lancelet) is the source of this 1353-nucleotide messenger RNA. Its product is annotated as E3 ubiquitin-protein ligase TRIM71-like. Gene Ontology annotation, biological process: proteasome-mediated ubiquitin-dependent protein catabolic process; negative regulation of translation; protein polyubiquitination. The transcript is spliced from 4 exons. The record is from RefSeq and is a predicted model, not a curated record. Gene Ontology annotation, molecular function: arylformamidase activity; ubiquitin protein ligase activity; protein binding. Bases 1 to 1353 code for a protein of 450 amino acids. NCBI's taxonomy places the organism in Eukaryota, Metazoa, Chordata, Leptocardii, Amphioxiformes, Branchiostomatidae.
AUGGCUGAAGACCUGACCUCCGACGCCGUAUCAAGUGUCGUCAGAAACGAAUUCCUCGGCGAUAGCAUGACUGAACCAGGUACAGAAACUGUUCCACCUACCGUCAGGCAACCUGGCGAAGAUGUUAAUGGCUACAUCUCUGUUACUCAGAAAUGGCGGGACGACUACCGCUGUGGAGACGGUUACACUACAGGUGAUGGGAGGACCGCUGAGUGUGACCCUGACAGUAACUGGCCAUGCUGCUCUCCGGGCAACUGGUGUGGGAAUACUGCAGCUCACUGUGACUGUGCGGGCUGUGUCUACUACCAUAACACAGAGAGUGGUGACAGGAAGUUGGAGAAGAUUAUUACCAUUCGAGGAAAUGGAAAAGAACCUGACAUGACAGAGGCGUACGGAGUCGCCGUGUCUGCUGACAAUGAGAUAUUUGUAACCAGCUUAAAUGGAGUCAAAGUCUUCAGUAUAAAUGGGAACUAUCUUCGCCGCUUCUCAACGGCACUGCCGGGUAAAAAUGUCUUUAUCAUGCCUUUUGAUGUUGCUAUUGGUAUAGAGCCCGACCGUCUGUGGGUAGUGGGAACUAUUUUGAAUUCUGGUGGGAAUGCGGGAAAUGUGCAGGUUGUAACGUACAGUAGGAGUGGUCAGGCCAUGAAGAAGCUCGAGACGAGAAGUUCGAAUAACGUAGGCUUUACGAGACCUUUUUUCCAGCCCUCCAUUGCGAUAGACGUGUGCAGCAAUAAAAUCAUCGUCGGACAGGGAAGUACAGUAAAGAUGUUUGAUCCAGACGGCUCUCUGUAUCGGAGUUUUAAAGUGUCAUCAGGUAGUGAGGGAGGGAUCGGAGGAGUCACAUCGGACAGCGAGGGAAAUAUACUGCUUACAUUUUUUAAUAGCGCCUUUAAGGCUGUUGCAAUGUAUAGUCACUCCGGAGUCAAGAUAGUAGAAUUUGCCGGAAGGGGUAAUGGCCAGCUGUAUAAUUUCUAUGGUAUUUGCCGGGACAAGUUGGGUAAUAUCAUCGUAGCAGACAAUGAAAACAACCGGGUGGACAUGUUCACAAACCGUGGGGAAUUUGUCCGAACAAUUGCGAACAUUCAAGAACCGACUGGUAUCGCUAUGGGACCAGAUGGAGAGAUGGUGGUAACUACCGUAGGUCACGAUUUAAGAAAACCUAAAGUCCACAAAAUCUUCUCACCUAGCAACGUCCUCAUCCUGGAGAACGUGGCUCACCUGGACGAGAUGCCACCUACCGGUUCCACCGUGUACUCCAUGCCCAUAAAAAUCGGCCAGGGAAGCGGCGCUCCUGCCGGGUCUCCGCGAUCGUGGACGGCAGAACCAAUGUUGUGGAAAUGUUUUCGGACAUGA